Molecule: messenger RNA, 1834 nt
Organism: Symphalangus syndactylus (siamang)
Lineage: Eukaryota; Metazoa; Chordata; Mammalia; Primates; Hylobatidae
Gene: TP53I13
Product: tumor protein p53 inducible protein 13
Cellular component (GO): cytoplasm
Source: RefSeq, a predicted model, not a curated record
CUCCCGGGGCUUCUGGGUUUGGAGAGUUUGGGGAGCGGAGACACCCCCCGAGGCUCCUCUGCGUUCGGACCCUAUUGCGAGGGCGGGAGUGGGGCGAAGCUCCAGAGGUGGGACCCUCUCCCUUCAGCAGUUCCUCCUGACUUCAUGAUUCUGCCCCUCUUCUCGUUGCAGGUCACACCGACAAAUCCGAAGCGGGUUUGCCAGGGGAGUGUACCCGUCUCCCCGGCCUGGGGAGUGUACCCGUCUCCCCGGCCUGGGCCACCCGGCCCACAGGGAUCCCAUUUCCGGCCCUACACUCCGCUGCACGAUCCCAUCCAGGCGCUGCAGCUGUGCAGCUGCUCUGCAGGCUGCAGGGACGCGCUGAGACUAAUCCCCAGACGAGGUGAUGGCUGGACCGGCGGAGGAGGCGGGAGCCCAUUGUCCCGAGAGCCUGUGGCCUCUGCCCCCGCAGGUGUCACCUAGAGUGACCUACACACGAGUGAGCCCAGGGCAGGCUGAGGAUGUCACCUUCCUCUACCACCCCUGUGCCCACCCCUGGCUGAAGCUCCAGCUUGCCCUCCUGGCCUACGCUUGUAUGGCUAACCCCUCCCUCACCCCUGACUCCAGCCUCACGCACGAUCGGCCCCUGGUACUGACUGCAUGGGGGUUGGCGCUGGAGAUGGCCUGGGUAGAGCCAGCCUGGGCUGCCCACUGGCUGAUGAGGAGGCGGAGGAGAAAGCAGAGGAAGAAGAAGGCAUGGAUCUACUGUGAAAGCCUUUCAAGGCCGACUCCCUCCGAGCCAACCCCCGGUAGAGGGAGGCUGUGCCAGAGAGGGUGUGUGCAGGCCCUGGCUCUGGCCUUCGCUCUGCGGAGCUGGCGGCCUCCUGGCACAGAGGUGACAUCUCAAGGGCCCGGGCAGCCCUCUCCCAGUGGUGCCAAGAGGCGGAGGCUGCGGGCUGCCCUUGGUCCCCAGCCCACUCGCUCAGCCCUGAGGUUUCCUUCUGCUUCCCCAGGGAGCUUGAAGGCCAAGCAGUCCAUGGUGGGAAUCCCUGGUAGGGAGAGUAAUGGCCCAUCUGUGCCCACUGUCUCCUUGCUGCCGGGGGCGUCUGGAGGCAAUGCCAGCUCCAGGACAGAGGCUCAGGUGCCCAACGGGCAAGGCAGCCCAGGGGGCUGUGUCUGUUCAAGUCAGGCUUCCCCGGCUCCUCGCGCAGCAGCGCCUCCACGGGCAGCCCGGGGCCCCACCCCACGCACUGAAGAGGCCGCCUGGGCUGCCAUGGCCCUGACCUUCCUGCUGGUGCUGCUCACCUUGGCCACGCUCUGCACACGGCUGCACAGAAACUUCCGACGCGGGGAGAGCAUCUACUGGGGGCCCACAGCGGACAGCCAGGACACAGUGGCUGGUGAGGAGUUCCCUCCCUACCCGAGGCCCCCGCCCCACCUCGCGUCGCCCGCAGCGCCCCAUAGCUUCCCUGCCCUCCUGCCCUUGACUGCUCGGCGCCCGGCCCACAGCUGUGCUGAAGCGGAGGCUGCUGCAGCCCUCGCGCCGGGUCAAGCGCUCCCGCCGGAGACCCCUCCUCCCGCCCACGCCGGACAGCGGCCCGGAAGGCGAGAGCUCGGAGUGACGGCCUGGGACCUGCCACUGUGGCGUGCGGCUCCUCCCCGCGCCGCGAGGCCGCGACCUCUGCCACGUGGACCGCGCGCGGGGCGCCCCCUGGUGGCGGUGGCGUGGCACUGGCCGGGCACCGCGGGGGCUUUCCUCCUCGUUGGUUGCUGAGUGGGCGGCCAAGGGGAGAAAAGGAGCUGCUUUUGCCUCCCUUGCCAAAACUCUGUUUCUAAUUAAAUUAUUUUUAGUAGA